CUUGGGUCCUGUGUUUGCGCUGUUUGUACCAUUUUAUUCCUCCAUUCCAAGAGUACAGGUGACACAAGUAUUAGGCCACUUUUCUAUCACAAACAAGACUCUGGUCUACAUACUGGGUUUACAGCUCUUAACCUCUGGUUCCUACAUCUGGAUUUUAGCCUUAAGUGGAUUGAUUUCUGGGAUUUGCUACAAUAGCAGUAUAUUAAAAGUUCAUCGAAUUCUUUGUGUACCCAGAUGGGUAGCAAAGAUAUUUUCUUGGACUCUUGAACCAAUCUUCUCGUCUGCGGAACCAACGAAUGAAGUUCGAGUAGGAAUGGGAGCAACAGUUGACAUCCAGAGGCAGCAGAGAAUGGAGUUACUGGAUCGCCAGAUCAUGAUGUCUCAGGUUGCCCAAAUGAGGCGGCAAAGACAGCAGCAGGGUGGGAUGAUAAACUGGAACAGACUGUUUCCUCCGUUACGUCACAGACAUAACGCGAACUAUCAAGAUCAUCGCCCAUCUGAACAAGACAUACCUCCACCUACUGAGGUUUCUGAAGAGCAGGUUGCACGACUUAUGGAAAUGGGAUUUUCCAGAGGAGAUGCUCUAGAAGCUCUGAGGGCUUCAAAUAAUGACUUAAAUGUAGCCACUAAUUUUCUACUGCAGCACUGAUGGUUUUGUGUGUGAAGGAACUUCACUCGAUGGUUUGUACAUGCCUGGAGGAGGAUCAAAGCCACCUGCUGGGCAGACUCACCAAGGUCAGCCCACAAGAGCGUCCGAAAAGAGAAACUGGCCCCGCAUGACUGGUGACUCAAAGUGAUGAUAAGAAAUGAUAUGAACUGUUCCCAAGCCUUCAGUUCACUUGGUGGUUUCUAGUCUGGUUUUCCUUUACAAAGUAACUUUAGUUUCUACUUGUUACUGGAUACCACCAGAAUUUAUUUCUAAAAUAAACUAGGUGGUUUUCUUCUCGUAAGUCCUUGUUAGACAUGUUAUCAGACAUAAUGACUAGGAAAAGCAGCUCCAACAACCACAACAACUAGAUUUACCUGUCAAGAAAAAUCAUAUUUUCUUCAUUUACAAGUCUAAUUCCUCUAGCUUACAUCUUAUUUUGCAGUACUUGACUUUUGAUUACAGUAAUAGGAGGUUUGAAGAUCAUUUCGUUUUCAGCUUGGCAAAGGAUUAUGGGACUAUUAUGUUAUUCUUUGCAAAGUUUUAUUAAUGCCUGUAAUAUUUUAUUUCUCAAAUUCCUUUUUAAAUAAAAUUUGUCAUUCAGUACAUAACACACCGAUAGGAUGAGAGAAAACUCACGUGUGUAUUGCAAGCGAUGGUGAGUGACCUCUGUAAGUCCGAGUUGGUACAAGCUGAGUGGAU
This is a messenger RNA of Acanthisitta chloris (rifleman), 1348 nucleotides long. RefSeq names its product UBA domain containing 2 (gene UBAC2). The annotation marks the transcript as partial. The transcript is spliced from 5 exons. Lineage: Eukaryota; Metazoa; Chordata; Aves; Passeriformes; Acanthisittidae. The record is from RefSeq and is a predicted model, not a curated record. Gene Ontology annotation, molecular function: protein binding.